AUGGGGGGGGGGGGAGCGGAGGGGGUUGGGGGGGGGGGGGAAAAAAUAAUUUAUAUACAUAAAUUGGUGGGGGGGGGGGGGGGGGGGGGGGUGGGGGGGGGGGGGGGGGAGGACAUUCGUUUUUUAAUAUCCCAUGAACCAUUCCCAACUGGGGGGGGGGAGACCUGGGGGGGGUUCCUUUGUUAUUUAGCUAAGUUAAUAGGCGGAGCGUGGGGGGGGGGGUGGGGGGGGGGGGGGGGGGGGGGGGGGCGGGGGGGGGGGGGAAGAUUGAGGCGGGGGGGGUGGGGGGGAGUGGGGGGGCUUAUACUGGGGGGAGGAGGGGGCGGGGGCUGGACAAACAAUCUCACUACUAUGUAA
This is a messenger RNA of Dicrocoelium dendriticum, 357 nucleotides long. NCBI's taxonomy places the organism in Eukaryota, Metazoa, Platyhelminthes, Trematoda, Plagiorchiida, Dicrocoeliidae. The record is from the annotation of a GenBank genome assembly.